UCCGGCCUCGAAAUCUCCAAUUAUCCGAGCCAGCUUCGGCGCGAAUAUCACGACUUCAUACGUACGUUGCUUGGGGGCUCUGUAAAGGCGCCACCGAUCCCUCCCACCACUCAAUCAACCUGCCCCUACUCACGCCAGGCCAAUCCGGUCUGGCGCAGGCUCCGACGGCUUGAGACCGCUCAGCCUGUCAUGUUCAACCAUCCGCCUAGUCAAUAUACAUCCAUCUUGAAUCCUCGUUGCGACGGCUGCCGCCAACAUGCGUCGCUCAAUGUUCAUCGCCGCAGAAAACUCGCGCCACCGAAUUGCCGCGAUCGCACUCUACCGUGCUCUCCUCAAAACCGGCAAAAAGAUUGCGAUUCCUCAAAACCUGCAGCCUUCGGGUCCAGUCCAUCCCAUCGUUCAUCUGAUCAGGAAACGGGUCCGCAAGAACAAAAGCUAUACCAGUCUUCGGCUUCUAUACGCCGCAAUGGCCGCUGGUUACAAGUUUCUCACAAUGUUCACGAAAGCCCAAAAUCCCAACUCCUCUGAAUACACCAUGAUCAUCGACCACUUGCGCAAACGCGCAGAAGAAGCCGCACUAUCUCGCUCAAAGCUCCCACCCCGGAAGAAACACAAGGCUUGGGAAAAGAGUCCUCCACUUCUCACCAAGAUCUCCAAGCCCAACGAGCCCCCGAAGUAUAUAUCAACAGUCCGGCCACGGCCCAAGUCGACGUUCAACGGUGAGAGGAAAGUACCCGUCUUUACGGGCACAUCCGAAGGCCUGCCAUUCCUCCGAACCCAAAAGCCCCAACCGCGCCUCCUAUCCAAGAGCAUAGAUAAGAAACAGCAAGUACUGCUAGGGAAGAUCUACAAUAUCGUCGACAUCGACGAAAAGCACAUGCCAGCUGCGGAACAAGAAGACAAUUGGGACAAGUUGAUGCGAAAGGAAUUGAGAGCGGCGGGGCUGAAGGAAGAGGGAUCUCUAGAAGGUCCAUUUAGCACAUACCAACGGAGUCAGGCAUUGGCAAAGCUUUGGUAUGUGGCCCAGAUCGACACGACGUGGAAUGACUGGAUCGCGCGUGGACGUGCAUUAAGCCAGAUUGUCGAGGACGAGAAGACCCUAGCAGGGAGGGAGAAACGAAUUGCGGACGGAACGCAGGGGCGUACUGAAGGCGUCCAAAGCGGCGGUGGCGUACCCGAUCCGAUCACAGCAAAGAUGGUUCGAGAUAAGCUUAACGCCCAAGCACCAAUCCCCGUGACAGACCCGUUUCUGGGUCCAAGUUGGCAGGCAGUGGUGAAGCGCGACGAAAAUCGGCUUCUGGCACGCAGUGCUCGUGAUCCCAGGGCAAAGACUGAACCUGGCGGCGAGCCAAGGCAAAGGAGAGGCAAUGCCCAGACGAACGACUCAAAGCAAAACCUAUCCAACGACGACCUCGAUCUCGACUCGGUGAUGGAUGCCUUCGAAACUCUCACGUUGAAGAGAAAGGUCUUUUAGACACUGUAGCAAGUAUUGUAUUAACAUAUACCCAAAUCAUCACGGAUGGAGUCGGUUACGAAUAAAUAGUUCACGGGACAAUGAUAUAAACUGGGUACGGUGACC
Messenger RNA from Ilyonectria robusta, 1579 nucleotides. RefSeq lists its product as uncharacterized. The transcript is spliced from 2 exons. The record is from RefSeq and is a predicted model, not a curated record. NCBI's taxonomy places the organism in Eukaryota, Fungi, Ascomycota, Sordariomycetes, Hypocreales, Nectriaceae. The coding region runs from base 257 to 1474 and encodes 405 amino acids.